Molecule: messenger RNA, 417 nt
Organism: Eutrema salsugineum
Lineage: Eukaryota; Viridiplantae; Streptophyta; Magnoliopsida; Brassicales; Brassicaceae
Product: ubiquitin-conjugating enzyme E2 11
Exons: 2
Coding region: 1-417 (138 amino acids)
Source: RefSeq, a predicted model, not a curated record
AUGGCCCACUUUACUCACAACAUUCGUCCGGCAUCAUCAACACGUCCCGAGUACUGGAUGCACCGAUACCUGCUUGACCUCCAACGAAACCCAUCGCCCAUAUACUCUGCCGGGGUGGAGGCGGAGGACGUGUAUGUGUGGGCGGUGACCAUCACCGGUCCGCCGAGAACUCCCUACGAAGGGGGUGUCUUCUUUCCCCGCAUCAUCUUCCCCCCGGAUUUCCCUUGGAAGCCACCGAAGUGCAUCGCGACAUCUGUGGCCCAGAUGCUGAUGAGUCUGGCCCAAAUGCUAUUGCAUCCGCUGGUGGCGGAAGGCGACGUCGUGAGGGAGGAGGUGGCGGUGAUGUAUCGGGAAGACUGGACAAGCUACGAGGAACUCGCACGUAGCUUCACCAAGAUCCACGUCAUGGAUGGUUAA